Molecule: messenger RNA, 2518 nt
Organism: Bolinopsis microptera
Lineage: Eukaryota; Metazoa; Ctenophora; Tentaculata; Lobata; Bolinopsidae
Exons: 7
Coding region: 173-763 (196 amino acids)
Source: RefSeq, a predicted model, not a curated record
GAGUGGAGAAUGUGGUGCCUCGCAAAGUAAAGGUCUGUUAACCCUGUGUAACCAGGACCAGAACACCUGUACACAGGACGGACGCUGCCAGGGUAGCGUAUGUCAGCUGGCAGGACUAGAAGGGUGUCAGUGUGAAGAGGAGGAACUCUCGUGUGAUGUGUGCUGUGUUGUCAUGGAGACGGGAGUGUGUACUUCUACCCGGUACCUUGACUACUUCAACCAUACUCACCAGGGAGCAGGACAAGCAUGUCUAGAGUAUUCGGGAUAUUGUAAUGAGCAGCACAGGUGUGUCACCAUCAACCUUAACGACCCUCUCUCCAGUCUAGAAGAAGUGUUUAGUGAGAGGUCCCUCUCCAGCGCUAUAAAGUGGAUCAAGGAACACUGGUACUACAGUCUCAGUAGUCUAGCAGGGCUCAUCGCUCUUAUUGUCAUGUUUAAGUAUACAUACGUCAGACGAGUGCCAAUACGAAGAGCGUUAACAAGGGUAAAAUCAACGUUCCUAAAGGAAGCUGAUCAGAUGGCAUAUGCCCAGUCAGAUCUCCAUAUCAAACACCACAAACCCAUACCUUUAGAUGUUGCGGUGCAGCGACUAUCAAUAUUAUUUCCUACUGCUGAGCUGAACGUCAUCACAGACACGGCCUGCGUGGCUGCUACCGAGGAGAUAGCAGUAAAAAGGUUGCUGGCGCUGGAUUACCCUAUGUCUAGACUUGCCGUUACUCUGCCCUCCGACCAAAACGGUCUCGAAGAUUCUCAGGACGAAUAACUGUGUAAUUGUGUCGUGAAGCUAAUUGGUGGCGUGUGAUUUCAGGAGUCGCGGGACUUCUAUAUAUAAUAGUCUGUAGGAGACGAUUCACAGAUUGGGGGGUCACGGGAAGUAGGGAUGUGAUCUGUAAAAUAUGUUGCGAGGAGAACUCAUUAAUUAGUAAUCAUAGGGGAAUGUAGGCAUAACCAGGUUUGGAAAUGUUGUGAGCGUUCUCUAGUUCGUGAUUGUCCGUCUUAUGGACAAAGAAAGAAUGAAUUGCUUGCCAUUUUCAAUAUCGUCCGUGGCGAUUAUUGCAAUGACAUUAUAGAUUAUAGACCCGAAGAUUGUAUUUUAAUAAUGCCUGUACCUACUUCUUUGGCCUUAGAGUUAAAGGAUGCAUUUUCACAUUUUUUGCUGUCUCAAUUUGGACAAAAAGGCCUCCACAAGUUUACAGUUGCACUCAAAUUUAAACCCCCGAUUCAACGUGGGAACUUAAAUAAGCAUGGGGUUCUUGCUUCCCUCAGUUCUGAGAUUUGUUGUUUAUCAAACCCGACUAACCAGGAAGCUUUGCUAUUUUAAAUCGUUUAACUUCAAGGCUUCCGGUAAAUCAUUGUCUACAAUGUAUAACUGUUUAAGUAAAAUAUAACUCUUAAAUUACCAAACCCCUGCUUAAAUUCCUGCCACAAAAAGAAAAUCGUUAUUCCUCACUACAUAUUCUGUCAGUUGCUAUAGCAUAUUUUAGGUACUAUCCCUCACCAAUAAUCUCCAUAACACCUGACAGCCCCAACGUUCGAUAUCCACGUCAUAAUUACCAGCUACCUCUGAGGCGAUAUCCUCGUCACGACCACUGGUAAUAAUCACCAGGUACCUCUAUUCCAGGGGCCCCAUUCCGUAAUGUCCUCAUGACAACUGACAUAUUAAUCUGGACAUAUGUAACCUAAUAUCAGUCAGCCCCCUUGCCCCACAAGUAUAGGGGCCAAGUUUCAGUAAGUUGUAAAGACUAAGCACGUGAAAGGGCCGUAUGAUCUCGUCCUAACACGUGGUUAGUCACGUGAUCAGCCCCUUAUUGUACGUUCAUAUCAGUUCCCUUCGCUUUUAGUUUGAGUCCCGGUGUUCUGGGGCUCACUAGGGCACUUAGGAUCUUGUGGGGAGGCGGCCCAUAUUUUCAAGUCAUUACCAGCUGGCUAGGAUCAGGGUCAUGAUCUGGGGUGAUAUCGUUUUGUGUGGAUCCUUAUCUUGUUUCUGUCAUCUUGCCAUGCUUUUACUGCUUCUUAUAGUUGGGCUUUUAAUCGGAAAUGUUUCAGAUUCUUACAAUUUUUAAAAGUCGUCACGAAAUUGCUUUUACUUAGCACGUUUCUGAUGAUUUAAUUAAUCUAACCGUUGUUUCAUCUGCUAGAUUGCACUACUUUCAUUAUUUUCUUUGACUAUCUGAAAUUACAAAUCUUUACCAGCGUCAUACGAUAAUCGUAGAUAUGACAUGUAUUUUAUAAUCAGUGGCUCUGAAUUUUAUAAUUAUUUGCUACAUUUCAAAUGUUUUACAAUUUAAUACCCCGGGGUUUUGUAUUUGAUUUGAUCGUUUUUAUUGUAUGUUUGAUGAUUUUAUUUGUUCUACUGAUAUUUUAAUAGAGUUUCUUUUAUUUUAUUGCUUCUCAGGGCUCUGAUAAGUUAAAUUAACCCGAUACGAAACUAUAGCGUCUUAUAAAGUUGAUACUAUAUAGUUAAACCCGUAUUCAAGAGAAUAAUACGUCAUUCAAUCAAGAAAUGGUGCAGUCAGUG